This is a messenger RNA of Stylonychia lemnae, 426 nucleotides long. The record is from the annotation of a GenBank genome assembly. Lineage: Eukaryota; Ciliophora; Spirotrichea; Sporadotrichida; Oxytrichidae.
AUGGUAGGCCUAGACAGAGCCGGAAAGACCAGCAUUUUAUAUGACAUGAGGAUUGGCUUAAAUAACUCCAGUACAAUUUCAACGAUGGGCUCUAAUCUAUGGGUAAUGUAUUCAAAAGAUUGCAAUUGCAUUAUAUAUGUAGUAGAUUCUAUUGAUAGAGAUAGAAUUGAGGAGGCAAGUAGUGAACUCUUUAGAAUACUUGAGCAUAAGGAAUUCAAAAGUGAUGCUUGUCUCCUUGUUUUUGCAAAUAAGUAAGACCUUCCAUUAGCUAUGACGCCUGAUGAGAUUGCAUAUAAAAUGAAUUUGAAUUAAAUAAAAGAUAUGCAGUGGCAUGUGUAAAAGUGCAGUGCUAUAACUGGUGAAGGUCUUGUCCAAGGCUUUGAAUGGAUUUCCGAAACUCUCAAAAAGAGUAAGAAAUCAACAUGA